ACAAUAAAAAGUAAUACUAACCAUUUUAUCUCCUAGUCAACUCAUAACUUACAUUCAGAUACCAUUAGGCAAAAUUAUUCUUCUCAAAAGUUUCAAGAAGUUAUAUAUAGCCUAAGUUUAUGUUUGAGUUUAAAAUUAGAAAUCACUAGGUAAAUAUUUUACAUAUUCACUGUAGUCAUUAUUACUCUAUAUUUUCUUUCAUGUCCUUUACUCCACUCCUUCGGGCAUGCACCCGUUCAAAGUCCCUGCUCAAUGGCAAGGCAGUCCAUGCAAAGCUACUCAAAUUUGGGUCCAAAGCAGACGUUUUCACAAACAAUCACUUGCUCGCCAUGUACUUAAAGCUCAAUCAGUUCGAUGAUGCCCAACGACUGUUCGACAGAAUGCUUGAAAGAAAUAUCAUUUCUUGGACAACGUUGAUUUCCACAUAUUCUCAAAUGGGUAUGUCUGAAAAAGCUUUGGGUUGUUUUAGAUCAAUGGUUCUUGAAGAUGGGUUUGCUCCAAAUGGUUAUACAUAUGUAGCUGCUUUAUCAGCUUGCACUAGCUUAGGAGCUGAAAGGACAGGGAAGGAGUUACAUGGGAGGAUGUAUAGAACUGAGGAGAGCCUUAAUAGUUUUGUGACUAAUUGUCUGGUUAAUUUUUAUGGCAAAUGUGGGUUGUUGAAGUCAGCAAGAUUGGUUUUUGAUGGCAUUUUGGAACCCAAUUCUGUAACUUGGGCUUCUCUCAUUUCUUGUUAUUGCCAGUGUGGGGAGUAUGAGGAAGGGUUGAGGAUUUUCUUGUUGGCUUUGAGGGUAGGGAGGAUAGUGAAUGAGUUUUUCUGUGGGAGUGUGUUGAAUGCUUGUGCUGCUAUGAAAAGUAUGCAACUUGGGAUGCAAAUUCAUAGUCUGAUUGUCAAGUCUGGUUUUGCGAUGGAUCAAUUUUUGGUGACUGGUUUGAUUGACUUUUAUGCAAAAUGUGGUGUAUUGGACUUGGCACGUCGAGCUUUUGAUGAGGCAGAUGCACCAGAAUUGCAUGCUUGGACUGCAAUGAUUGGUGGCUGUGUGCAGUUAGGGGGUGCAAGAGAGGCCGUUAACCUUUUCUGUUGGUUGCUCGACUCGGACUUGAAACCAAGUGAGCAAACAUUUUCAUCAAUUCUUGGAGCUUUUGCAAAUGUAAAAGAACUUAGAGUUGGGAAACAGAUCCAUUGCCGGAUUGUAAAAUUGGGGUUCAACUCAUUUAGUUUUGUAUGCAAUGCGUUGUUAGAUUUUUACUCCAAAAGUGACCUGUUUGAGGAAUCAUUAAAGCUCUUUCAAGAAAUGAAAGAACAUGAUGUUGUUAGCUGGAAUACGCUAAUUGCUGGCUGUGUGAGCUCAGGUCGGUAUGAAGAUGCUAUGAGAUUUCUCAAGGAGAUGUUGCUUGAGGGUCUCGAAGCGAAUCUUUACACUUACUCUAGCAUUUUGAGCAUUUGUGGAGAUUUACCAGCUAUUGAGUGGGGCAAACAAUCCCAUUGUCGUGUUCUGAAGCCUGGAUUUGAUUCCAAUGUGGUUGUUGGGAGCGCCCUCAUUGAUAUGUAUGCUAAAUGCGGACGACUUGUUGAUGCACGUAGAGUUUUCGACGUCCUUCCUAUGAAAAACUUGGUAUCUUGGAACACCAUGCUUGUAGGAUAUGCUCAACAUGGGUUUGGGAAAGAAGCUUUAGAGAUUUAUGCUACGAUGCAAAGUAAUGGCAUUAAACCUAAUGAUAUCACAUUUCUUGGAGUAUUAUCUGCUUGUGGACACGUUGGACUUUUAGAUGAGGGACUUCAUCACUUCAAUAGCAUGACCCAGGUGUAUGGAAUCACUCCAAGGACAGAUCACUUGGCUUGUAUAGUGAGUCUGUUUGCACGCAAAGGACAAACAAAAGAAGCUUAUGGUUUUAUAAAGAGCUUUCCAGGGGAGCCAGAUAAGGUGGUGUGGCGGUGCCUCUUGUCUGGUUGCAAAGCUAACAGAGACUUCAUCUUGGGGAAAUAUGCCGCUGAAAAGAUUUUAGGUAUCGAUCCAGAUGAUACUUCAGCCUAUAUCGUAUUGUCUAAUAUAUAUGCGGAGCUACAGAUGUGGGAUGAAACGGCCAAGAUGAGAAAGCUGAUAAAGGAGAAAUCAUUAAAGAAGGAAACUGGAUAUAGUUGGACUGAGUUGCAGAACAAAAUAUAUACAUUCUCUGCAUGUAAUAUUAUGUCCCUUCAAGAAAGCUAUCUGCAUCAAGUUUUGACUGGGUUGACGGCCCAAUUGUUUGAUUCAGGAUAUGUGCCUGAUGUCAUGUUCUCGUUGCAGUUUGAGGAGUAAGUAUACAAGAUAUCUGUAUAGAUUCAUUUACCAAUGAUUGACAGGCGAUAAUUAAGAAGCGCAAUAUUUUAAUUUGUUCUUAGCUGGAAAUUUCUGUGUGAGAGGUCGACAAUGUUAACUCCAUGACUUAUAUGUCUCAAGCAAACUCGGUCCCCAGCCUGAAUUGAGGAGAAGGAUUACAGUAGGUAGACAGGCAGCAUAGAGAUAGUCUAACCAUGAUAAAUCCUCUUGGUAGAUACAGGAGGACUCAAUCAAUCGACCCCAACUAGUUUGCUAUUGAGGCAUAGUUGAUCACUUGAUUGACUAUUGAGAGGUCAACAAAUUUUCAGAUCCUGAGCGCUGACUUAGCUAGCAACACAUCCAUUCUUCGGCCUACUCCAGUUGACCAUUCCAAAGAUAGUGAUGCCCUAGCUGAUAUGAGCUUGCCUCCUCCUUGGUUUCAAAUUUGAAUCACAUCUCUCUUUAAGAAAUAAUCGUCCCUGGUGUAGUGACCCUGCCGCUGAUAUUAUACAGUCAGACUGCUAUGGCUCUUCCAACUGGUUCUUCUUGAUUACAUAUGGUUUGAAGCUUCGGGUGCUCAAAGUUUGUCAGGCUUGGGUCCUGCUUUCUUCAACCAAUUCACCAAUACCAUAGCUGUGAUACUCCUCACUCGAGGACAAUACCUCUCUAAUAUUGAGUAAUCUUUGGCAUGUAAAUUUGAAAUGGAAAUGACAGAAAAUGCUGGAAACUUUCUCAAGGUUAAGAGAGAUUUAGUGGGGGCACAAAGAAUCCUGUGAUGUAGGAGUACUCUUAUCGUUCAAUUAAUAUUGUCUAAAUGGCGUCCUCAGUACCAUUGGAAAGAUGCACGCAUACAGACUGAACGGAAUAUUUAUUACUCCCUCCGUUUCAAUUUAGAUGAGGUAGUUUGACUUGGCACAAAGUUUAAGAAAUAAAAGAAGACUUUUGAACAUGUUGUCCUAAAAGCUUAAGGGUAAAAGCUUUGUGGGGUCAUAAUAUUUGUGUGGCUAUAAAAGU
This is a messenger RNA of Nicotiana attenuata, 3311 nucleotides long. RefSeq names its product pentatricopeptide repeat-containing protein At3g53360, mitochondrial-like. The transcript has a single exon. Gene Ontology annotation, biological process: RNA modification. The record is from RefSeq and is a predicted model, not a curated record. NCBI's taxonomy places the organism in Eukaryota, Viridiplantae, Streptophyta, Magnoliopsida, Solanales, Solanaceae. Gene Ontology annotation, molecular function: protein binding; RNA binding. Bases 201 to 2297 code for a protein of 698 amino acids.